Molecule: messenger RNA, 1283 nt
Organism: Spodoptera exigua (beet armyworm)
Lineage: Eukaryota; Metazoa; Arthropoda; Insecta; Lepidoptera; Noctuidae
Source: the annotation of a GenBank genome assembly
CGGAUACCAUCGCCACCAUCCUCAAUAAAAAAGUGGAAUUAGACUCCGGAGGCGCGAUGCACGAUACUUUUGACGAAGGUGAUGUAUCGGGUGGUGUUGCCGCGGUAUUUAUUACCACCCUUUACAUGCGCGGGCGCUGGCGAACCUCCCCCACUGUUCUCAACGGCACGCUGCCUUUCCACGACGCAGACGCCGCCCCCAAACGCACGGUGCGCAUGAUCAGGAUCAACGACAUCAUGAAAUAUGCAGACCUAAAGGAUUGGGAUGCUCAGGCCUUGGAGAUUUCUUACGCCACACCAGGUCUCACCCUCCUUAUGUUAGUACCUCGAAGUACCUCAUUGAAGAAGCUGGCGCAACACGUCAGCAACACGAGCGUCGGACAUAUAAUGUCAAAGAUGAAGACAAUGAGAGUGGCCGCCACUAUACCUAUCUACACUCUUCGGAUGACUUUACUUCUGCCUAACAAAUUGCAGGCAAUGGGAAUACCGAGACUAGUGGACGUGAAUAACGUGACGGAUACUCGGUCUCUGAGACUAUCUCACGCCGUGCAGCGCGUCAUGUUCUGGGCGGAAGCGGGACGACACGCUUAUAAAGAUGAUGGCAUCGAAUGGGACCAAAAACCACAAUUGGAAGUGAUUGCAAACCGGCCUUACAUAUUUUUUGUACGUUGGCGCAACGUCACACUUUUGAAUGGAAAUUUUGUGUUGUAAAAUCAAAUAAUUAUAAUAUUUUUUAAACAUAACGGGUUCUUUUUAUUAUUUUAAUUUAACGUUAUAAAUAUAAAAAGCAAAACGAUUUGUUUAUUGUUGCCGUUGCUCAGUAAUUCCUCUUUGUAUUGUGUGAGUAGCUGGCUGCGUACCGCUGCUGCCUCCUAAAGUCCUCAUGGGGCUCGCAAAGUAGGCGUCCACGUGUUUGUACAGCAAUCCCACUACGGUGGAAUAUUGCGCUCAGUUCGGUUGAAGAGGGCCAGUAGGGGGCACGCGCGAAUGCGGCCGCCGUUUCUCCGUAGCAAUCGCGUAUCAUCAACACUUCACUUCCACGGCGACCAAACAACGUCCAUUGAUCUGCACUAUGGUUUUGUAACGUAUAUUCGCCUGUUGAUAGAUGGGUACAUUUAAAAAAAGAUAAUUCCUAGUAUCUUCUAACUUAUGCACUACUUAGAUAAGUACUCAAUGAAAUCAUUAAUAAAAAAUAGGUACCACAUUCUUAGCAAAUAGUAAAUUUUGCAUUCUAGUAACUCAAAUACAAAAAUUGGUAAGUACUCAUUACAAAAUUCCGUUAAA